Molecule: messenger RNA, 3287 nt
Organism: Eriocheir sinensis (Chinese mitten crab)
Lineage: Eukaryota; Metazoa; Arthropoda; Malacostraca; Decapoda; Varunidae
Gene: Nulp1
Product: transcription factor 25-like
Exons: 14
Coding region: 404-2500 (698 amino acids)
Cellular component (GO): RQC complex
Source: RefSeq, a predicted model, not a curated record
GCGGAGGUGCUCGCCGUGCCUCACUGCCUCCAUGGCCCCGGACCCAUCAACUCAACUGAACUGAAGGUGUUGAGCCAAUAGUUGCUGCACCUCCACUGCCCCACCUCGGUAAUGCUGCCGCCCCUCGUGUGCUGGUGACGUCCCCGGCCCGUGCAGGGUGUGUGAGUGUGCAGGCACCGGCCACGCCUGAACCAGACCACAACAAUCUCGUGUGUUAUUAAUCUAUCCGGCAGCAGCAGCAGCAGCAGCUCUGACACGCUGUAUACCCGGAGCUGCCUUUACCCCCCUGGAUUACAGUUACAGUGGACUUUUUCGAUCCAUGGAACGACUUAACUCGAUCUUAAGUUGAGGCAACAUCAGUAAAGUAUUUCAGACAGCUGCUGCGUAGAAAACUGCAUAUCCAAUGUCAACACGAGCUCUUAGGAAACUGCAGGGUGGCCGCAAGGACUUGGACUUGCCAAACCGCUCUCAUGAUGAGGAGGAAGAGCAGGAAGAGGAUGAGGAUGAUGAGAAAGAUGAACAGCUUGUGAAAGAAACACUUCUGCUGCCUUCAAAAGGCCCCAACAGGUUUGAUUUGCUAGUGCAAGGUUCUCCAUCUGAGUCUGAGGUAAAAGAGGAUGAUGACCUCAGUGACAACAGUGACCUUCGUGAGGAUGGCGACCGUGAUGGAGCCUCACCCCAACCACCUGUGGGCUCUGGUGCCAAGCGGAAACGCAAGAAAAAAAGGAAACGGGGAAGAGUGAAAGUUCCAGCAAGUAGUGAAGAUCCAACUGAUAAUGACAAAGAUGACAUAGACAAUAUUAUUGAGGAAGUAAAUGCGAUCUCCAGCACCGGGCCACAACAAGCUAUCACUGAAAAGACCUCAAAUAACAAAGUGAAAAAGAGCAUCCUCACAGUAGAACACAAGCAUCUUAAUCCACAGAAUGAGAUGAAGAGAAUAUUUGGGUCAAGGGUCGUGCAAGCAAGUGAAAGCAAUCGUCGAAGAGGCAGGACUGGCAAAUCAGGGAGGUCCACUUGGAUAGUUCCUGAACUGAUAAAUUGGACCCGCCACUCACGGCCAGGCCUGACCAUGGUGGUGGCAGAAACAACGCCAGAUUAUCAGGUGUUCAAGUAUGUGCACAGCCAGGCAUAUCAACAGUGCCAGUUCAGGUUCCUAGAUGCUGUCGAGUCCCUAAACCCAGAGAACAUCAUGAUGCUGCUCAAUCAAGAACCCUUCCAUGUGGACACACUUCUCCAAGUCUCGGAAAUCUUCCGCCUUGGUGAUGACUCGGCCAUGGCAGCCCAGCUAAUAGAGCGUGCGCUUUUCAUCCUCGAGUCUGCCACCCAUCCCCUCUUUAACAUCACCACAGGAUGCUGCCGAUUGAUGUACCGACAGCAGGAGAAUCGGAGUCUGUUCAUCGCCCUUUUCCGUCACAUCCUCAAUGUUGGCCAAAAGGGUUGCUACCGCACGGCCUUGGAACUGUGCAAGCUGUUGCUCAAUCUCUCACCAGAUGAUGAUCCACUGGCAGUUUCCCUCAUGAUUGACUUCUAUGCUCUGCGGGCCCAGGAGUACGGCUGGCUAGUUGCACUCUAUGACACUUAUGAACCUACCAAGAACCUUUCUAUGCUUCCAAACUUUAGCUUCUCUGUACCACUGGCACUGUUCCACCUGAGCAGCGGUGGCUUCCAGGCCAGCAGCCGGGACAGGAGGGAAUCCAGUAAGGCCGCAGCCCUGGCUGAAGCGUUGGGUAGUCCUGAGGCAAUGAGAGAGCGAGCAGAUUCCAUGUUGCAGCGAGCCCUCAUCAUGUUCCCAGGCUUACUCCUUCCUCUGUUGGACAAGUGCAGUAUUCAGCCUGAUCCAGGUGUUGCUGCCCAUGCCUACUUUGGGCCAGCAUCUCAAACAAGCCAAAGCAAGGGUCUGAGCCAAAUAGUGAACCUCUAUGUGGGCCGCUGCUUCCAUGUUUGGAAGGAAGCUGGAGUCAUGUCUUGGCUGGAAGAGAAUGUCAAGAAAACACUGGCACGUGUAGACGAUGGUGACCCUUUGGUGAAGGAAGGGGAGGAAAUGCGUAGCUUACGCUACCAAGGAACUCCCAUGGCCAUCUAUCGACAUAUCCUUAUGUCUGAAAUAAGAUCUGCUACCGCAGCCUUACCCCAGGCAUUGGCUAACACACCAGUGAUGAGCCAUGAUCCUCUGCCUCCUCCUGACACCAUCUGUGGGUACACUCGCCCAAAAUCUACCAUUCGACAACCAACAGCUGACUCCUCCAAUAUUCUGACCACAUUCUUCCGCUCACUACUUCCCAACUACAACCCUGACCCUGCUGCUGACCCUGCCAGAGAGGAGGAAGUAGGAGCUGGAGGAGGUGACGUUGGGGAUGGCCGUGGAGUAGGGGACUUGAGAGCAUCUGUCAAUUCUCUCUUGGAUGCCAUGAGGGACUUGCUGUCCAAUCUGCACCUGCCUGAACCACCCGGCAACGAGGCAGAUAUGUCUGGAGAUGACGAAGACAAUGAGUGGGACUGAUAGUUUUAAGAUUAUUUAAAUAUCACUAUACAAGCAUUAAUAAUUUCAUGAGCUUUGUCACAUUAUUUUUGAAGAAUUUAAGAGUUGUAAUGUGAUUGCAUUACAACUGUGUGAAGUGAUUUGCCUAUUCUGCUCUCUUUUGUAUUUAAACAUUUGAUAAAUACAGCAAUGAAAAAAAGUUAUUUGCGUAUCUAGGAACUCUUUUAAAGUAGAUUUGUUGAAGACUCAUUUUUAUCACAUGCACCAUAAAAAUCACUUUAAUCAUCUUGUGUGAUUUUGUUUUACUUAUUUUGGAGAUCACCUACUUGCUGUCCAUCACUCUCUUACUUCAAAAGCAGCUUAAGUAGAGUUAACCACUGAAUUGUAGCAUGACCUAAGUAGGAAAAGACAUCAUUAGACACCUGCCCAUGCCACCACAAGCUUGGGACAAGGGCCAAUGACCUCAGAAUACCCUACACACACAAAACAAUACAAUAAAACAGAGGAACACUGGGCCAUAUGUUUUACAAGGAAGCAUGCCAAUGUGCUCAUGCUUCUGCUGCAGGUCACAGAAGCUGUAGGAAAGUAAAACACUACAUAUCCACUUUUUAGAUGCACUUUUCUAACUCAUUAUUUAUCUAGAUCUUUUUUACAUCUAAAGUUUGCACUAGCUAGAUCAAAGCAACUGUACAGGGGUCAUCUAUAGGUAAGUCAUCAUUCAACAGUGUCAGUCAUGGAAGCUUGAGCCCUUUUCUAUGAACUGGAUGUUUUCCUUAUGAGCAGCUUUCAAAUAUAUGUAAUGACGAAA